This is a messenger RNA of Pistacia vera, 1125 nucleotides long. RefSeq names its product B3 domain-containing transcription factor VRN1-like. Lineage: Eukaryota; Viridiplantae; Streptophyta; Magnoliopsida; Sapindales; Anacardiaceae. The coding region runs from base 98 to 1012 and encodes 304 amino acids. The transcript has 4 exons. The record is from RefSeq and is a predicted model, not a curated record. Gene Ontology annotation, molecular function: DNA binding.
UGUAAAUGCUAAUUAACUACAUAAAUGGCUCUGGUCUGGCAGAGAGGUGAAUCUCAUUGCCUGUUCACAUUUCUUCAAGGUUACCUACUCUCCUCCCAUGAAGUCAAGAAACUGGAAAGUAGAACCCGUUACAUCGAAUUCUUUGAUGGAGAAAUCGCCACAUUUCUUCAAGGUUAUCCUUCCCUCUACCCUGGCAGAGAAGAAGCUGGGGAUUCCAGAAAUGUUUGUAAAGAAGUUUGGGAAUGAACUUGCUGAUAUUGCAACGCUGGAAGUUCCCAAUGGUCAGGUUUGGCUGGUGAGGCUGACAAAAGAUGGGAGGAAAAUUUGGUUUCAGGAUGGUUGGGACGACUUUAUUCAACAUCAUUCAAUCUCUGUUGGAUACUUCUUGGUUUUCAAAUAUGUGAAGAAUUCAACAUUCCAGGUUCUUAUUUUCGAUUCGACUGCUUGCGAAAUUUACUAUCCAUAUAAUGCAAUGGAAGCUAACCCAGAAUGCAAUGCGGACAACUCAAAUUUGAAGCCUGGAAACAAGUGUAAAAUGGUUAAAAAGGCAGAGAUAAAUGAAUCAGAUUAUGAGAAUACACAUAAUUUUUUAGCUUUACUUGAAGAAAUGGGAAUCUACAUUACUAUUAAAUGUAGCUUUCUCUCUAAAGAAGACAGACAGAGAGCAAUCCACUUCGCCAGAUUGUUGAAGCCAAGAAAUCCUUCUUUCAUGGUUAUUUUACGAUCUCAUAAGAUGAACGAACCCCGUGUGAUUGUGCCAAUGAAAUUUGUGGACAAGUAUUUAGGUAGAAACGUCAGAUGGAUUAAACUACAGGCUUCUGAUGGAAGAGUUAUGUGUGAGGUCCAAAUCAGGCAGGUGAUUUGCAGAAGUUUUCUUUUAACAAAGGGAUGGUGUAGAGUUUUAAAAGAGGAGAACUUGAAGCAAGGAGAUAUCUGUGUCUUUGAGCUCAUCAAGAUGAAAUACUUGAUUCUGAAACUUUCAGUAUAUCAUGCAGCUGAAACGUUAAUAUGAAAAUGAAGAUGAAGAUGUUUUUGUUAGCCAAUGUUUAAGGAAUUUAGAGCUCAAAUAUGUUCAUAAUCUUUUAAAAGAGUGUAUUAAACAGCAACAUUGAGCCCUUCCCAAUU